Symbiodinium natans is the source of this 2424-nucleotide messenger RNA. The record is from the annotation of a GenBank genome assembly. Lineage: Eukaryota; Dinophyceae; Suessiales; Symbiodiniaceae.
AUGAUGCAGGAACACGAAAUGCACGAGGUGAUGACGUGGCAAGCUUGGACCGUCCUGGGCAUGAUCGUGGCGACCUUAGUGCUUCUGUUCCUGGAGCUUGGUUCUCCUGAGCAGAUCAUGUUGGGUACUUUGGUGGUCCUGUGGAAUCUGGGCAUUGUCUCAACGACAGAUGCACUCGGUGGCUUCUCAAACACGGGCCUCAUUUCUAUCGGUUCCCUUUUCAUUGUCAUGCAAGCAGUCGACAAAUCCAGAGUCGUGGACUACGCUGCCCGUCGGCUCCUGGGCGGCGCACAGAUUUCAGACAGAGUGGUGUUGAUGCGGAUUUGCUUCCUCGUGUUCGCAUUGUCCGGAUUCUGCAACAACACUCCCUUGGUGGUACUUUUCAUGCCGAUUGUUCGAGACUGGGCACGGACCCAUCAGAGGGCGCCAUCCACAUUUCUCAUCCCUCUCAGCUACUCCUCAAUCAUGGGUGGGAUGCUGACAACGAUUGGAACCAGCACGAAUUUGCUGGUGAAUGGGCUGCUGGAGAAGGAUGGCUACAAACCCUUUGGCUUCUUCGAACCCGGCAUCGUGGGGCUGCCCAUGGGCAUCCUAAGCUUCAUCUUGAUCAUUCUUCUUGGGCCUCUCGUUCUACCUGACAACAAGGGUGGCCUCUUUCGGGAAGUUCGAGAGCACGGUGACAAUCUGGUCACUGCCCUGGAUAUCGCCGAGGACUCGCCCUGGGUGGGUCGGCCAGCAGUUGACGUCCUUAUUUCCAUGGGGCUACCACCCAGCAGCUUGUUGAAGAUCCGGCGUCGGAUGCCGACUGAAAAGACGUCCCCGUUGCAUCUGACCGUCGGCUCUGCACAGCCUCGAGAGUUGAUUUUACCACCGAGCGAAGCAUCCACCAGCGAUGAACUGGAACAAAGCUUCCAAGUUCGCUUCUUGAACCUGGACAUUGAAGCUGCAUGCGAGGGACCAGACAUCAUGGAGGUGCAGCCAGUGCGCAACACUGAAGCAGCACAGGGUGGUGACCUCCUCUUGCUUUCUUUGCCCCGGGACCGAGUGGUGGAGGUGAUGUCCAAGCAGGAACGUGGAAUUCGCGUGCGCAGUAUGCACGCAAGCCAGGCUGCAUCCGGACAGUCUGAGUUUGUGGAGCUAGUCUUGAGUGGCAGUUCACCUCUGCUGGGCCAGCCGAUCAGCAAUGCCGCACAAAUUGUCAGCGACGCAUACAACGCCGGCUUGAUCGCCGUUAGAUCUCGCUACUGGGGCACAAGCUUCGCACCCAGCAGCGAGAAGCCGGAGGAUGGUUUCGGACACAGCCCAUUUCGUAGAACAACUUCUUACUCCAAUUCUGCUACCUUCAUGGCUGGUGAUGUGAUCCUUGUCUUGGCUGCGACUGGAAACUCUUAUCCCAAUUCUCAUUUCCUGCUUGUUACACGUCUUGGUUCCUUGCCCAAGCCUACCACGUGGUAUGAUUUGAUCCCUCUCGUGGUGUUUGUUCCUGCACUUGUGCUGACUUCACUGGACAUGAUCACCAUGGUGCAGCUAUCGGUGACGCUGUCGUGCAUCUUCAUCCUGGGCGGCUGGAUCAAGGCCGGCGACAUCCGCACGAUUGUGGAUUGGCAGCUGCUGAUCCUGAUCGGUUCAGCCCUGGGCGUCGCGCAGGCAAUGUCCAAGUCCGGUCUCGCAGCAGGCAUCUCGCGGGGCAUCAUCGCUACUGGCCUCCCGAAUUGGCUGGCGCCGUCGCUCCUCUACCUUAUCGUCAUGGUAACAACAGAGAUGGUUACGAACAAUGCUGCAGCUGCUCUGGGCGUUCCCUUAGCUAUCGACCUCGCGGAGAAGAUGGGCCUUUCGUCACCUCACCCCCUGGUCAUGGUGGUCAUGAUCGCUGCGUCCACAUCUUUUGCCAGCCCCAUUGGGUAUGCAACGAAUCUCAUAGUCAUGGGACCCGGUGGCUACUCAUUCCUUGAUUUCUUGAGGAGCUCGCCGCAGGCGAUGCAGGAUGCCAAAGGCAUCAUUCCCGCAUGGAUCCACAGAGGUUGGUGCAUUUUGCAGCUUUCUGAAUCCGUUUGCUGCGCUGUGCUGCUGUCCCCCUCACGACAUUUUCGGCAGACGUUGCGGGAUCUUGCGAAGCUGCAGGCCUCAGUGCAGCAUGCACUUCUGGAUUUGGGGGUUCGGGCUGAGCCCUUGCUUUCCAAGCUCGUGGCACUGUCGCAGUCUCUAAGGGCUGCGAAGCAGCAUGCAGUGGAGCAGAGCCGCGAGAACACCCGUUUGAAGCAGGAGGUCGAGAGGCACGUUGGCAUGUGUACCAAGUUGGCCGAUCUCAAGGCGCAGAACCACUGGUUCGCGGAGCGGCGACGGCAAGUGAAGCAGCAGGAGGAGGCUUUGAUGGACACAAGCCGUGGAAGCGUGGAGAGGCGCUUGGCGCAGCUUCGACGUUGA